GUAUCAAAAAUUCGAAAAUGUCAAAAAAGGCAAAAAAAUGAGAAAAAUAUGUAUUCGGUGUUGUGUUGUGAAGUUGUGAUUGUGUUGUUAUAUGAAAAUGAAUGGUGAUUAAUUUACGGUUUCUACUAGAGAUGUGUUGUAGUUACUUAAUACAUACUACAUACUUAUAAACAUCAGAAUGGCUAAAAGUUUUCUUCUUUCAUUGCCCCCUGAGGUUAUGUCAUAUAUUUUUAUCAAAUUAAACAAAAAUGAGUUGCGGAAUCUUAUGUUAACCUGCAAAUUUUUAAGAAAAAUAAUUAUAAAUGAUAACACUCUUUGGAGAUCUCAACAACAUCAUGGGUUAAUAAUAUUUAACAGCUUCGGAAACAGAAAGCCAGACACAAUCACUUGGUACGACCGAUGCAGAAUAUCAUAUAAUUGGUGUAAUGGGAUAUACCAAAACAAGGUGCUGCUUCAUCAUUAUGUAAAUUAUAUGCCCUGGAUUAAAUUCCACAAUUCAGAGAUUCUUGUGGUGUCUUUUGGUUCAGAACUUCAUGCUUACAAAUCAGACAGAAAAGGGAUACCAAACUGUCACAAAGUGGCAUGGAAGUUAAAAGUGCCAACUGUAAAAAGGGAUGAUGUACGUACAAAUGAUGUUUCAAGAUUUGUUUUUAAAGAUCAAUUCCUGGUAUGUGGAAACAGGGAUGGCUGCUUUGCAUUGUACCACACAAAUGAUAUAGCAAAAAUGCCACAAUUCCUAUGCCAUGUUGUUGACUGUCAUGACAAUGGGCUUUUAGAAGUAACUGCUGUGGAGUUAAUAAACAAAACAGAGGGUUGCCCUAUUGUUGUUAGUGGUUCCAACUACAGUCCAAAUUUGAAGCUGUUUAGUAUCAAAUUGGACAAUAAUACCCAAAGAUCAUUAGAUGAUGAAAUGGGUCACAUAGAUUGCAGGAACAUUGAAAUAGAAAAUGGAAGAGGUGUCAGCUGCAUUCAGUGCAACUCCAUGAAUGACAGGCUAAUAGUAGGACUAUAUGAAAACAGUAAGCCUAUUUUGAUUGAUGUCAACAUUGGAGAAGUAAUAAUGACACAAAGUGAAUCCAGAAAUGUGGUGAGAGAUGUGCAGUGGCACAAUGAGAAUGUUAUUGUCUAUGUCACUCAUUCUGGUUCAUUGCAGCUCAUAGACACUCGCACUCAUGAAGUGAUUUUCCAUCAGUUGGACCCGUUCCAGUCAACAUUAUAUUGCGUGAAAUCAGACGGCGAUAGAGCGGUUGUGGUCGGCUCAGCAGAAUAUUCUCGAUGUGUGCUCUUUGAUGUCCGAAAUAUGAAGCACCACCAGCAAAUUUACUUCACCCAGAAAAAGGUGUCUCCCAUCUACAGUUUAGACUUCGAUUCAACAAAACUAAUUGCCGCGGCAGACCGGAGUGUAGCUGUUUUAAAUUUCAACGAGACAUCAUAUGCAGAAAAAAGAGAUUAUUCUCAAAUUUUUGAAUUUGUAAAUAGAUAAACCUUGUACAUAAAGUUCAAAUGUUUGCCUUCCAAUUCGGCUUUAAAAUCUAGUUUCAUUCAUAAGAUUUGGAGAAGGGAUGGAAUAAAUUCAUAAGGUUUGCUUCAACCCGUCGAAACUAGUUUUUAUUUUACUUUUAGGUUGGCCACAAAUUACGUAACGCAAUCUGGAGUAGGAGGGUUCGAACAAAGUUUGCGAUCUUAUUUACGUUUUGAAUCGUGAAUUUUACGUUACAUAAUUUGUUGACGACCCCUUAGGGUGAAAUAAAAAAAAUUACCUGCCGAGCCAGAAGGUUCGGUUUCAGCCAAUAUCCCAUAGUUUAUAUUUUACACUAGCGUUUAGUAUAGCGCUCCCGACUCACUAGCGCCACAAUCACAUUUUUAUCGUUUUUUUUUACUUUAUUGAGAAAACUAAUAUAAUGACAGAGGAGAUACAAUGUUGCACUAGAUAAAGGAUUUUAUCUAGUGUAGCAUAGAAAUUUUAUUGGGUUGGCCUAGUCUUAAUGCCCUAAAGGUACAUAAAUAAAUAAUACCUACACAUAUAGAUAUUUUA
This is a messenger RNA of Plodia interpunctella (Indianmeal moth), 2035 nucleotides long. RefSeq lists its product as uncharacterized. Gene Ontology annotation, cellular component: SCF ubiquitin ligase complex. Bases 179 to 1483 code for a protein of 434 amino acids. The transcript has 8 exons. Gene Ontology annotation, biological process: SCF-dependent proteasomal ubiquitin-dependent protein catabolic process. Gene Ontology annotation, molecular function: protein binding. Lineage: Eukaryota; Metazoa; Arthropoda; Insecta; Lepidoptera; Pyralidae. The record is from RefSeq and is a predicted model, not a curated record.